AUGCAUUCCGAUCAGCGCAAGCCUUCAGGCCAGUCGCAACGACGGUCAUCACUACGUUCAACGCGAUCAGGAACGGCUGCGCAAGCUUCAAUGCAUCAAUCCGAGCUCUCAGCUGGACAGCAAAGUGCAGCACAGGUCCGUGAUGAUUCGCAACAUCAUGCACCGACGGGCACAUCUAUAACGUCGGACACAUCGAAAUGGUGGCAUGUACACCUGUUCCGUGGAAUGGUCAACGACGUGAAGCGCAGAGCGCCUUACUACUGGAGUGAUUGGACCGAUGCAUGGGACUAUCGCGUUGUCCCUGCGACGAUUUACAUGUACUUCGCUAAUAUUCUACCUGCUCUGGCUUUCUCGUUGGAUAUGUUCGAGAAAACCAGCCAAAGCUAUGGAGUCAAUGAAGUUCUUCUUGCUUCGGUUCUUGGUGCUAUCGUUUUUGCCCUUUUUGCGGCCCAGCCACUUGUUAUUGUUGGUGUGACUGGUGAGUACUGGUUUCCCAUUUCAGUAAAUACAGAACUGAUGAAUAUAGGUCCCAUCACUGUAUUCAACUAUACUGUCUACGAUAUCAUUGCUCCUCGGGGCACGCCUUAUCUUGCUUUCAUGUGCUGGAUUGGAAUCUGGUCUCUGAUCAUGCACUGGGUCUUGGCAAUUACCAAUUCCUGCAACGGACUCACUUAUGUCACGCGGUUCUCGUGCGACAUUUUUGGCUUCUAUGUUGCUUGCAUCUACCUCCAAAAGGGUAUUCAAGUUCUCACCAGACAAUGGGACUCUGUGGGCGAGACAUCUGCGUAUUUGGCCAUCAUGGUUGCCCUGCUUGUCUUGAUGUGUGCUUGGAUAUGUGGUGAGUUGGGCAACAGCAAUUUCUUUAAGCGGUUCGUUCGCAAGUUCCUAGAGGACUAUGGUACACCCUUGACCAUCAUCUUCUUUACUGGAUUUGUCCACAUUGGGCACAUGAGAGACGUCGACGUUGCUGUACUUCCUACCAGCAAAGCUUUCUUCCCAACUCUUGAUCGGUCUUGGCUGGUUCGUUUCUGGGAUAUCGAUGUUGGAGAUAUCUUCCUUGCUAUUCCAUUUGCACUUCUUCUCACCAUUCUCUUCUACUUCGAUCACAAUGUUUCCUCUCUGAUAGCUCAAGGAACUGAGUUCCCUCUUCGGAAGCCGGCUGGAUUCCAUUGGGAUAUCUGGCUCCUUGGACUGACUACGUUCGUGGCGGGUAUCUUGGGAAUUCCCUUCCCAAAUGGUCUCAUCCCCCAAGCUCCAUUCCACACGGCUGCACUCUGUGUCACUCGCCAAGUCGCAGAUGAAGACGACACGAACAAGGGCAAAGCCAUCAGAGUGACAGACCACGUAGUGGAGCAGCGAGUCAGCAACUUCGCACAGGGUCUAUUGACCCUAGGCACAAUGAGUGGUCCACUUCUCAUCGUCCUUCAUCUCAUUCCGCAGGGCGUCAUGGCGGGUCUCUUCUUUGUGAUGGGAGUGCAAGCCCUCCAAGGCAACGGCAUAACCCAGAAGCUGAUGUUCCUCGCCCAAGACAAGAAAUUGACACCUGCCUCUGACCCUCUCAAGCGAAUUGAGCGCCGGGCUGCAAUCUGGGCAUUCGUCAUUCUUGAAUUGGUUGGUUUCGGCGCGACUUUCGCCAUCACCCAAACUAUUGCGGCUAUUGGAUUCCCUGUCAUUAUUCUACUCUUGAUCCCUGUGCGAUCCUUCCUUCUGCCGAAAUGGUUCACCCGAGAGGAACUGGCUGCACUGGAUGGGCCGACCGCUAGUCCAUUCACCAUGGAGAGCGUCGGGGGUACACAUGGAAUGGAUGAUCACGAGGCGGUGGCCAGUGGAGCCCAGGAGAACUCACGCGGGGGUGAUGGGGUAUUGCGAAGUAGAAACUCCACCUCGUCUGAAUCUGCAGCUGAGGAUCUCGAGCGUGGUGAGUCGUAUGAGCUUGCUUCUCGGGCGCAGCACAGAAGAAGUACAACUACCGGAACCGACUAG
Penicillium olsonii is the source of this 1983-nucleotide messenger RNA. The record is from the annotation of a GenBank genome assembly. Lineage: Eukaryota; Fungi; Ascomycota; Eurotiomycetes; Eurotiales; Aspergillaceae.